CAUUUUUAAUUAGCGUAGGAGAGGCGCAGCCAUAGAAGUUAUGCUGACGUGCGCUGUUUUUAACUCAUGAAUGCUGGGCUAGCCCCAAAGAGGACAAUAUUAUUGAACAGUAUUUCUACUGCGUGUUGAACAUCGCCGAACCUUUUUUAGCUUGUAGAGCGGAUCCCCAAAAUGGCAACACUGUCAGACCGCUUAAACAUUAACAGCCAGAUUGAGCAUCUUCAGGCGAAGUACGUGGGCACUGGACAUGCUGACUUCACCAAGUUCGAGUGGGCGCUAAACAUUCAUCGUGACAGCUACGCUUCUUAUGUCGGCCAUCACAACAUGGUAGCCUACUUUGGGGUUGUUGAGAACGAGUCCAUUGGGCGCGUCAAGUACGAGUUCCUGCAGCGUAUGCUGCUGCCGUGUGGCCUACCGCCGAAGGCACAGGAGCAGAGCGAGGACGAAGAGGACAAGUAAAACUUGGCUAAGAAUACUAUGCGGACCAUGUUUUCGGCCUGAGUGUCCCUUGCGUUGGAAAUGUAACUCGUUCAACUUCUAAAGCUAGCGGCCAAGACAGGGCUGGUACAAUAUCUUUGGGGUUGGGGGACUAAUCCGACUUGGGAGGAUUUCCCACGUACUGGUACGCCCAACGAAUCCAGGUCUGCUUUCGCUUUGCUCCUAUCGUCGGCGAAGCCGUGCACGUGGUGAUGCGUUCACACCACCGCAGUGUCGUGACAAUGGUUGUUCACUGGAGCGGUAAGGGAUAUUACGGCCAUCCUCGUGCCUUCCUGUGGAAAGCCGGCACCCUGAGGGUGCAGCCAAAGUGGUUGCUUAAGGCUAGGCGGGCAAAGUGUAUGGCUUUGGGAGGUUAAUCUUUACCCCUGUGCUCGGCGUCUUUUGUUGAACUUCACGAGCUGACACUCGCUUUUCCAUGUGAGGGGUAUGACGGGUGGCGGUUCCUACGGAUGAGAGGUGAUGAGUCUAUCCGUCCUCAUGGUGCGCAGGGUGGAAACUGACUUUGUUGCGCCUGCUUUGGUGAUAGUGACGUCGUGCAUGAGGUGUAGCAGGCAGGGUCGUGGGCUUGGGUGCUCGGUACUGUAUGCUCCCUCAACGAUUGACAGAUAAGGUUCAUUGCUGCAACCAAGUUACUGAGUAUAACUAGCCCAACACGGAUUGUACCAUCUGUGUCCUACACUUACCUUUUUGAGACCGAAAACCCUACUAAAACUAAUUCCGAAAUCAUUCUGUUGGAGAGGCAUUGUGCGAAAGACGGGCGGUUGCAGUUUUGCGCUUGCGGUAUUGGCUUCGCGGUAUCGUGUGUUUAUGCCUUCCCGCUUGACCGUUGACCGCAGCAAUAGCACAGCCGACGGGUCGAUAACCACCUGUCAUUACACUUCUCUCUACCACUAUUCGCAACUGCUGAUUUGCUGGAACCGAGAGACCCCAACACGUGCCAUGGACAGUUUGCUCCAGUUAGCUAGGUAAAUAUGUAAAUAGGCCCACAU
Volvox carteri f. nagariensis is the source of this 1487-nucleotide messenger RNA. RefSeq lists its product as uncharacterized. Gene Ontology annotation, biological process: mRNA splicing, via spliceosome. The transcript has 2 exons. Gene Ontology annotation, cellular component: U2 snRNP; precatalytic spliceosome. The record is from RefSeq and is a predicted model, not a curated record. Lineage: Eukaryota; Viridiplantae; Chlorophyta; Chlorophyceae; Chlamydomonadales; Volvocaceae. Bases 172 to 459 code for a protein of 95 amino acids.